Neolamprologus brichardi is the source of this 581-nucleotide messenger RNA. RefSeq names its product lymphocyte antigen 6D. Lineage: Eukaryota; Metazoa; Chordata; Actinopteri; Cichliformes; Cichlidae. The record is from RefSeq and is a predicted model, not a curated record.
UCUGACAACAUGAAGGUCCUGCUGCUUACGCUGCUCUUCGUGCUGCUGUGUAGCACCCAAGUGCUCACUCUCAAUUGCUACAUCUGUGUGGAUGAAAAUGACACAAGCUGUAAGACAAAGACAGUUUGUCCACUGUCAGCGCAGUACUGUAAAACCACCCAGAAAGGUGACAGAAUUUCUCGAUCAUGUGAGGAGUUCUGUGCUGAGGACUAUUUCACAACCUGUUGCAGAGAGGAUUUGUGCUAGGCCUGAAGCACCCCUCCCGUCACUUUCACUUUCUGUUUAAUCAAGUACAAUGAAAAAAAUGAAAUUACAUUAAUCUGAAUGCAAUGUCAUUUGUUUAUUUACCCAAACAGAAUCUAUCAAAAUCACGCACACUUGAUUAGAGUUUGACUUGCUCUCAUUCAUUAUGAUCCCAAAUACAUGACUGGUGAUUAUGGUCAUGGAUUUUCUUGUAUUUUUUUGUUUUUCUUAAUGAAUAGAUGCGGGAAGCAGGGCGAAACACACCCACACCCUCUUAAUCCUUUCCUGAGUGACUUAGUGGGUCAGAGCAAUAAGCAAUGCUAUGUGGGUCACUGUCU